AUUUUAUUUCUAGCAAUGAAAACAAAUGUUAGCGACUUUUUAAUUUUUUUCUCCACUCCGAGGCUCAAACUCCAAAGUGGCCCACAAAUCAAGACUUUCCUCCCUCACAAAACCAAAACCAUCCCCCCUUCCACUCUCGCCCCCCUUUUUUCUCGCCUUUGUCAAUUUCCCCCCAAAAGACCCCCCAUUUUCUCUCUCCUCCCCUUCCCGACCUCCGCAACAAUGGCGAUUCCCGACAACCUAACCAGAGACCAGUACGUCUACAUGGCGAAGCUCGCCGAACAAGCCGAACGCUACGAAGAAAUGGCGAAAUUCAUGGACAAGCUCGUCGUCACCACCACUUCUUCCGGCGGCGAACUCACAGUGGAAGAGAGAAACCUCCUCUCCGUCGCCUACAAAAACGUGAUCGGAUCUCUCCGCGCCGCUUGGCGCAUCGUCUCCUCCAUUGAGCAGAAAGAAGAAGGUCGCAAGAACGACGACCAUGUCGUUUUGGUCAGAGACUACCGCACAAAAGUUGAAUCUGAGCUCUCUGACAUUUGCGCUUGUAUUCUCAAGAUUCUGGACUCCAACCUCAUUCCUACUGCUUCUGUGAGUGAGUCCAGAGUGUUCUAUUUGAAGAUGAAGGGAGAUUAUCAUCGUUAUUUAGCUGAGUUUAAGUCUGGUGAGGAGAGGAAAUCUGCUGCUGAGGAUACUAUGGAAGCUUACAAAAAUGCUCAGGAAAUUGCUGUUACUGAUUUGCCACCAACACAUCCCAUCAGAUUGGGUCUUGCUCUCAACUUCUCAGUGUUCUACUAUGAGAUACUCAAUGCUGCUGAUAAAGCUUGUAGUAUGGCCAAACAGGCAUUUGAGGAAGCCAUAGCAGAGCUGGAUACAUUGGGUGAAGAAUCUUACAAGGACAGCACUCUGAUCAUGCAACUUCUGAGAGACAACCUCACCUUGUGGACAUCAGACCAGGAUCAAUUGGACGAAUCAUAGAAGACGUAAAGCCCUGGUGAAUGUGGUUAAUAGGUUGCGUUAAUUAUUUUGUUUCUUGUUUGAAGAUGUUGCCGUCUUGUUACAUGGUAUUCACGUAUUGCACAUGAAACUAUGUUUCAUUUUGGACCCCUUAUAAUGGAUCUUCUGUUAUUUUA
Spinacia oleracea (spinach) is the source of this 1130-nucleotide messenger RNA. RefSeq names its product 14-3-3 protein 1-like. The record is from RefSeq and is a predicted model, not a curated record. NCBI's taxonomy places the organism in Eukaryota, Viridiplantae, Streptophyta, Magnoliopsida, Caryophyllales, Amaranthaceae. Bases 16 to 975 code for a protein of 319 amino acids. The transcript has 4 exons.